GGUGGAAGUGUAGCAUUACAAGUUACAGGCAGUCGCAUUUCACAUGCCGUAACGUGAAGUUCAGGGUAAAUAAACGCAGUAGACCACUUGUACGUUGAAAUGCACCGUGCACUCGGUAGUUAAGUUCAUUGUGAAAAUGGGUGCUGAAAUUGCGUAUUCUACGUCUGGGAUCUGGAACGGAUAUCUUUAAACUUGCAGACGUCGUUACGUAAUUGUUUACAGUACUUCCGAACGCGGUUAACAGCGUAUGGUUAAGCCUACGUGUUUGUGUGUUUAUAUAGCUGUUGCUUUCUGUCGGAAUUCAGUUGGAAUUAAUGGUAAAUGGUUUUGGAGAGACAACAACAAAAAAGAAAGAGAUAGAGUGACGUGCACCUGUUCGCUCCGAUGAGGCACUAGAGGAAAGCUACGCCCUCAGUCAUGGGCACGGGGGAAAAGAUAGCGGUCACUCUGGCCGGGGGCGCUCCCUGGGGAUUUCGACUCAUGGGAGGAGAGUCGAUGCCCCUCAUAGUAUCUAAGAUCAGGAAAAAAAGUAAGGCACAUUCAAAUGGCAUUAAAGAGGGGGACGUCAUUCUCUCCAUUAAUGGAGAGUCUGUUUCCGGUCGGACACACGACGAAUCCAUGGCAAUGGUGGACGCUUCCGGUGAUGCUCUUGUUUUGGAAGUAUACAGGGGAGACAUUCAAGAUCUGGCAACAGUUGCACCUUCGUCUGCUGUGGUGAACGGAACUUCUGAAUCUGGCACCUCCCAGUCUCAGAAGGUCACCAAACAGGACAGCGUGGCAUCGUCACAGUCGUCGUCCCAGACCAUCGUGGACGGCAACACGACGACGAAGGUCGAGACGCAGAGCUGGGUGCAGCAGGGUAAGACGAGCACCACCACAGCAUUCGUGAAGAGAGAGGAGACGGUCUCCAGCGAUGCUCCUGCUCCUUCUCAGAGUCCUGUUCCAUUCACGGUGGACUCGCAGUUCAUGAGCCAACCGUUCACAUCAAAGCCAGUGCACGUGCAGGUCUCGGCGAUGUUCAGUGAUCACAGUGACGACAUGAAGGAAAACGUGGCUCCCAUCAGAAGCUCCUCCUCCCAGAGGAAAGCCGUACCGCAGUUUAAUGUGAGGAAAAUUACGACUUCGCAGGAAAACACGUGGCAGCCCACUGACAUGUUCGCGGCAAAACAACAGAAAAACCUUCAGGAGAAACAACAGUAUAUGCAACAGCAACAACAGCAGCAGCAGCAACAGCAUAAUGUGUGGCAGAACCAACAGCACCACCAGCAAUACCAGCAACAGCAUUAUCAGCAGCAACAGCAGUAUAACCAACAGCAACAGCAGUAUAACCAACAGCAACAGCAGUGGCAACAGCAACAGCAAUGGCAACAGCAGCAGCAAUCAUGGAAGCCUGAACGACAGGAGGAAUGGAAGCCGAACAUAUGGCAGCCGGGUCAGGAUCCUCCGUCAACUGAGGAGCCACCGGAGGAGCCAAGGCUGUCUAUCCAGGAGAUUCAGAAGAAGCUCCUGGCGCCCAAGCCGGUGGUCAAGUCGUUCCAGCCCUCCCAGCCCCUGAGACAGGUGGACGUGAACAACCUGGAUGGUCAGCAGCAGGAGGAGGUGAGGUCGCCGCACAGACUGCCCGUGUUCGCGCCGCAGGUACAGAUCACGCUGGAUCACGACAGCGCAGAGUCCGAUAUCUCUUCCCCAAGCUCAUCGCUUAGUCACAAGAAGCUCUACUCGGAUUCAGCAUUCUACGAUGACCCCCAGCACAACUACCCGACGAUUCAGGAACAGAUGAAGUUAUGUAAAGCGAUCUCUCUGUCCUUGACCUCCGAGAUCAACAAGAAGGCGCGCGGUGCGUCUAUGUUUGCCAAGCGGCAGAAGAAGUCUUCCAAGUGGAUUCACGACGGCGAGAGGUCCUCUUCGCACGGCGCCGCAGACGACAUUGCCUUCCUGUCCGACUUGGAUAGCGAGCUGCACGUCACUGAGGGCGGCACGAAGCCUCUCUUUUCCUUCCGGAUACCGAAAGUGAAGCACCGGAUCCCGCCUCCGGAGGUGGAGAGCAAGAUGGCGCUCUCCAAGGAUGAGUUUGAGAAGCUUCGGCUGAACGCGAAGCGUUGCGAGCAUCACUCGGUCGCUCCCAACCAGUGUUUUGACCUGGCGCAGAGUCUCAAGUCCAACAAGGGCAAGGCUGGACGACUCUUCGAGAAGAGACGCGCCCGGGCCGAGAAGUAUGUGGUGGACGAAACGAACGUCAAGAAACCCACGAAGGCUCCGUCCAACAAGCUGGAGGACAUGCUUAACCUGCAGUGUAAGCCGGCCCUGUCGCCGUGGGAGGCAGCCAUGAAGAAUCCCGCGGGGGAAGUGGACGGAGCCUUUGAUCACUUGUCCGAAUACGAACGGUUGCAGAAGCUGAACCAGAUGUUGAAGUACCAACCUCCAGAGGUGCCCAAGCCAGUGCAACAGCCCGAGCCCACGCCCAUGCCGAUACCCAGGGUUACUCAUUUGGCAGCGGAUCAUCAUUUGAAGCUUCUACAGGGCAAAGACUUCAACAGGAAGGCCAAGGGAUGGACGGGCUUUCAAGAGGACUCCGAUGAUGUAAACGAGGUCCUACAGCCAUCCCAAAUGAUACCCGCGAAGGCAGCACCCCCGCCAGUGGCACCUAAGCCAGGACCUCCGCCCGUGCACUACGGCGACUACAACCCUAAGAUCAAGGCGUGGCAUUCCCCUGAACCCUCCAUGUCAUCCCCCUCAGAAUACGGCGGCCGUGUCUGGACACCGACUAGCAAUGACUCAUACUACAUGAACGGCAGUAGUGGCGCCUCACCCAACGUCUUAUCCCCCACCGGUUACCACCCUCCUCCUGGAGGACUAUACAGCGCACAGCCUAUGUCCCCGGAACCACACUACCAGCACGUGCACAAUGGGGGUUACGCCGGGUAUGCGCAGGAAGUACUUCCGGGGUCAGACUUGUGAUAUGCGUGUGAUGAUGGGUACUUUUAAGUGUGCAAUCAUUUUGUUUUUUGUUUGAUGGUCACGGUUUUCGUUUCCCUUUUCGUAAAAAAAAAAGGGAGGAAAAGAAAAAUAGAAAAAUACAUUGAGCGUGGAGGAUUGAACGGUGAACUAAAGGAAAUUGGUCAAUGGUUUUGGCUUCUAAAUUCACGGGCUCUCUCAUUCAUACGAUGUUACAGUAAAGGUCAAUUGCUGUUUAGAACAAUUUAUUUUCAACCAUUGUGGGCUCAUCUUGAGAUCUUGUUGGGCGCCCAUUUUUUAAUCUACAAUGGCAUCAGUAGAAUACCACAGCGCAUUAUUAAAAUAAUAGGAAUUAGCUUAAUUUGUGCAGAGUUGAGUAUCACUGAGUCUCUUAUGGAUAUAUAGCUUCAGUUAUAAUUUGGACUGUCCAGAAAGUGAAGGUUAGCGGAGUCUAGCAUUUUGGCGCCAAAACCGGUGAUCGAUUCUCUUUAAAACUGUUGGCGAUCUUCUGCUAGAACUGGGUAACCGCCAUGCCCUUUGACCUCGCUGGGUAUAUGUGUACAUCAGAGUUCAACUGCCAUUAUUUAUUUGUGUUCCGUCUUUUUUGUUUUGUUUCUUUUGUUUGUGUUGUUGUUGUUUUUUUCUUUCACGUGCAGACAUAGUCCUUCAAGACAUUCGCGGUUGUCUGAACAAGUUUCAUUUAGUUUCCAUGGCAACGAGAAACAGACAGUCGGUACAUACUUAAGCGUUCCGCAACAUUGGCACAGAGACCCGUGAAGAACACGGUUUUCUGACAUGACCAACGUAUGGGUUUCAGUGGCUGAGGAGGAAUGUUCGCCCCUAAACAACGUGUCAGAAGACGUUUCGUCAUCCUACAGAUUCUCGCAAUAUCAAAGAACGGUGCUUUUGUGCGUGCUGUGUGUGUUUGUCCGUGGCGAUAUCUGAAUACUGCGAUGUGCUUUCUUUCUCUCCCAUAGUGUGUUCUUGCUUUAGCUGGUGAUAUAUAUAUAUUGUACUAGUACUUGAUACAGCACAUUUCACCGACAGCAGCCGGAGGUGUUCGGUUGCCAUGGAGAAGACUAACGCGCUCUAUCCAAAUAAGGAUCUGGCAUGCGCGUUAUUAUUGUCGCGCGGUGUAUUUGUACAGUGUGUCUUUCUCUCCCCCCCCCCCCCCCGCCCCUCUCGCAGUGAUAUACCCAAAAGGUAUCUCGCGCUCACGCGUGCGUUUGUACAGAGUAGCCAACAUGAAUGUCUACCAAAUGCACUGGCGGUAACUGGGGAAGGGGGCGAUGAGGGGGGAGCUAUAUAAAUUAAUUUGGUAGAGCAGUGGAUUCUUACACAGAGGGUCCGUGUUUCGAAUCCCAUCAAUGGAGGUUGAUUUAUGUUAUUAUGCUUUUGUCACUUGUAUCACUCUUUCAUUCCCAUGUAAAAAGUUAAAUCAUGUUGAUUAUUGAUUUUUAUAUAAAAUUUUGCACGUGCGUGUUCAAUAGUUGCAUACAAUGUAAAGUAACGGCGUGUGUGUAUUUCGUGGUUUCUUUUCUUUUCUAAAUCUAAAAUUAGGUGGGGUUUUCUUCGUUAUUUUUAUUUAUUUAUUUAUGUUUUCUCUUCUUUUUUCUUUUUCUUUUUGCUUUUUUCGAUGAAAUACUGCUGUUUAAUGUAAUGCAGAAUCACUCUUCGUGAAACACUGUCAUUUCCUGGUCAAAAUAAUCGUGUUUGUGUGGUUUUAUUCACCGAUAUUUAUUUAUUGACCAUAUAUAAAAGGUCAGUAAAGAAUAAUAACAAAACGUCAAACGUCAUAAUUAUUUAGUCUAGACAAUUGCCCUGAUUGUUGUUAAUUUCCUUAUAAGUUAUAAAACCCUGACGAUUUUUAAGGACUUGAUGUCAUGGAUAUCGUGAUUGGUUGCUUUAUUUACAAAACGAGCAAGGGGCGACACGAUUGGCUGCUUCGAGAGUUUCGCAUUAUAUUACACGUCGAAAAAAAGGUGUUUCGUACUUUCGACAGCGCCAUGUUUACUUCUACAAAAGAGCGUGACAAAGUCCAGUGUGGAUAAACACAAAACACUAAGUCACACAACGGGAUGUUGAGUGAUAUUUCUGGAUUGUUAAUAGAAGCAGUAUAAUAUUUUUCUGUUUGUUAGCUAUAACUGGAUGGCAGUUUGCUUACGCGAUCAUUUUAUUGUGACUAUCGGUUAACGUGGGGUUUUAUAUUCCAGUUUGUUGAAAUGACCGAAUUUACUUCUUCUUUUUUUCAAUUUAAAUGGAUAUAUAUAUAUAUAUAUAUAUGUAUGUAUGUAUGUAUGUAUGUAUGUAUGUAUGUAUGUAUGUAUGUAUGUAUGUAUGUAUAUAUAUAUAU
This is a messenger RNA of Gigantopelta aegis, 5308 nucleotides long. RefSeq lists its product as uncharacterized. Lineage: Eukaryota; Metazoa; Mollusca; Gastropoda; Neomphalida; Peltospiridae. Gene Ontology annotation, cellular component: actin cytoskeleton; nucleus; Z disc. Gene Ontology annotation, biological process: positive regulation of actin filament bundle assembly. Gene Ontology annotation, molecular function: actin binding. The transcript is spliced from 6 exons. The record is from RefSeq and is a predicted model, not a curated record. The coding region runs from base 418 to 2958 and encodes 846 amino acids.